UGUUUGUCAACCUAUGAAGGGCAGCCUUUCUCGGGCAUGUCAGCCAUUAGCCCCGGGAGGAGGGCAUACAUCACAUCACACCGCGGCGGGACUCAAGUUUGGCCAGAAAGCGUUUCCCAUUACGGCCAUGGAGCCAUUUGUUGCAAUCCAAACUUCUGCAAGGAUAAUGCAAUGAGGCGGCCCGGGGUCUCACCAUCAUGACCUCCACUAGGACACUUGGGACCUUCGUAAUGAUCAACGUGACUAUAUGGUUUAUUCUGCUUCAGCUCUACGGUCAACUGACAGCGCAGCUUGGCACAACUCCCAACAUUAAGCACAUUGUGAUCGGAAGGUGUUACAGUUACAUCGCUCUAGUUGACCCCAGCUCAAGGUAUGACUGUGAGGAGAUCUGGAGACAGUUUGAGGAGGCGGUUGUGGGUCAGUCUUCUUGUAAUGUGACGGUGGAGGAUUAUCACCAGAUGUUUUAUGCAAUGCCACAAACGUGGCCGUGUGAUAGGUUCCUCUUCUGGAGUAAAACCCGGGCACUGAUGCACAGCUAUGCGGCGGCUCGUCGCCACUUCUGGACGCUGGAGGACACGCUGGUUGGCUUCAUGUUCAAUGACCUCGUCUGGUGUGGACAAGAGGAAGACCACGGUCUUGAUUUCAGCUCUUGUCCGGAGUGGUCGGCGUGUAGGAAUCAUCCGGUGUAUUCCUUGUGGAGGCAAGCGUCCCAGAAUUUUGCAGAAAUGGCAUGUGGCAACAUCACUGUAUUACUGAAUGGCUCCAUUGUCAGCGCCUUCAACAGGAAAAGCAUGUUUGGAAGUGUUGAACUGGACAGCCUGAAUCCACAAAGGGUGGAUUAUGUCAACAUCAAGGUGGUGACCAAUCUUGAGGGACCAUAUAUAGAAUCAUGUAGUCAUGGAUCCAUUGUAGACCUGAUCCAAAUCCUCCAGUCCCGAGGGUUCCGCUGGACUUGCACGGACAACGACCAGACCCUGAUGAUCCUUCAGUGUAUCCAGGACCCCAAACAGUCAUCCUGCCGGACAUGUGCAAACAGCCUGUUACACAGAAAGAGCCUCACGUCAGACUGAAUCACCU
Messenger RNA from Xiphias gladius (swordfish), 1077 nucleotides. RefSeq names its product ADP-ribosyl cyclase/cyclic ADP-ribose hydrolase 1-like. The record is from RefSeq and is a predicted model, not a curated record. Gene Ontology annotation, cellular component: plasma membrane. The transcript has 10 exons. Lineage: Eukaryota; Metazoa; Chordata; Actinopteri; Istiophoriformes; Xiphiidae. Gene Ontology annotation, molecular function: phosphorus-oxygen lyase activity; NAD+ nucleosidase activity. Bases 198 to 1070 code for a protein of 290 amino acids. Gene Ontology annotation, biological process: positive regulation of B cell proliferation.